AGCGCUCAGGAUGAAGAGGUAGAAAUCGCUUGGUAUGAAAAGGCACUAUCGUACGUAUAGCUAGAGUUUGACUAAACAAAAAUGAUCCGGUUUCCUGAGUUAGAAUGUUACUAGGGCGGGAAUAUUGGAGAACAUUCUAAUUUCAAGUUUAAUGGUGAUUGAUACAGUGAGAUCAUUAAUUGAAUCGAAUUAAAAAUUUAUAGUUAAUUGAAUGAGCAUUAGCUAUAUGAAUGAAAUGUAACUGUAUAAUACCUAACCUAUACAGUUUAUUAUGACAAGUUAAAGACAAUUAUCAGUUAUCUCAAACUGUUAAAAAAUCUUUUAGGCAACAUUUAAGUGAAAUUAGAUGGGUAUGAAAUACAUCGGCUACAUAUGUAUUCCAGGAAAGGUGAAGCAUUUAUGUAUUUAAAAUUACUAAUAUAAUAACACAAGUUUAGAAGAUGACUUUAGAAGCUGCACAAAAUGCAGCCCGAAAAGCUGUGCAGUUUGACAGUAACAGUCAACAUAAGCAAGCCAUGUACUACUAUAACAUUGCUAUUAAAUCUCUUGCCGAGUUAAAGGAUCCUGUAUAUGAUCAGAAAGUUACAGAGUAUCGAGACAGAGUAAUAGCAAUACAAACUUUGAUCAAUGAAGAAGACAGAAAACAUCAUAGUGCACAACCUGUACAUCAAUCAGAAAUACAAAGGUGCAUGUUCCUUGUAAAUCAAGCUCAAGAUGCAGAUGAAUCAGGCUUGAAAGAUGUAGCUAUAAAGUUGUAUACAGAUGCUGCUGAGCUUGGACUAAAAUUCAAAACUACUGAUCCUGAAGUGAAGGGAAAAUUAACAGCACUUGUUCGACUGGCCUUGGAUAGAGCAGAAUCUUUGAAAGGUGUAAAAAUAGUUGACAGCAAUGACAUUCUUAAAUCGCUGUCAAAAUUGCCUCCGGUACCGGAAACAAGUCUAGACUUAGAUGUAAACAUAACGUCACCAGAUGCUGCAACUUCUACAAAUUCCUUUAACACUGGAAAACAACCUCGGCCCCCUUUGCAACAUGGCAGCAGUGUUCAUUUGAAAGUAAGCGGUGGUAGUAGCAGUUACUCUGAUGAGGAGAAAUGGGUUUUGCAUCAUAGUUCUCAUAUUAAUGAUCAUAAGUUUCUUCCUUUUAUGAGUAUCGAUCUUACAGAGAACUUUCAUUUUCCCCUUCCAUUCACUGAUAAAGACGGUUUACUAGAACUAGCACCAAAGCAGAAACCAGACUUUGCAAGAUGGGCACGUCCAGAAGAAUUGUUUUCUGAGCCAACUAUGCUUAUGACUCAUCAUGUUGAUUAUUACAGCAUAAAACAAACUGUUGUUUCUGAUUGCUCUUUCGUUGCGUCUCUUGCCGUUAGCGCUCAAUACGAAAGAAGAUUCGGACGCAGACUAAUUACAUCUAUCAUUUAUCCACAAAAUAGAAAUAAAGAACCAAUUUAUAAUCCGUUCGGAAAGUACAUGGUGAAACUUCACAUUAAUGGUGUUCCACGCAAAGUUAUAAUAGAUGACUUAUUGCCUGUAAGCCGAUACAACCAAUUACUUUGUUCCUACUCUAGCAAUCAUGGUGAGCUGUGGAUCUCGUUACUCGAGAAGGCUUAUAUGAAAGUAAUGGGUGGUUAUGAUUUUCCUGGCUCCAACAGCAAUAUAGAUUUACAUGCUCUGACCAGUUGGAUACCAGAAAGAUGGGCCAUAAGACCGGAGGAACCAGAUUUUAAUAAGGAUAACUUAUUUAACGUUUUAUUAACACGAUUACGUAAAGGAGAUGUACUAGUGACAGUAGCCACUGGAAAGUUAUCUGAUUUAGAUGCUGACAGGACUGGGCUUGUACCCUCUCAUGCAUAUGCAGUUCUUGAUGUCAGGAAAAUAAAUGAUGAAAGAUUACUGCUACUUAAAAACCCUUGGUCACAUUUACGAUGGAAGGGAAAUUAUUCUGAACUCGAUACCGUACAUUGGACUAAUGAAUUGAAGGAAACAUUGAAUUAUGAUCCAGAUUCUGCCUCUCAAUUUGAUAAUGGUAUAUUCUGGAUCGAUUACGAUAGUAUCUGUCGCUUUUUCGACGUGUUUCAUAUGAACUGGAAUCCAGGUCUAUUCCAUUACACUUACUGCAUGCACCAAAUGUGGAAUGCGGGUGUUGGUCCAGCGAAAGAUGCGUAUAAUAUAGGCGAUAACCCGCAGUUUUUAUUAGAGGUGCAAAGCAAUGUUACAGGUGCAAUAUGGAUUCUUCUUACAAGACAUAUCACAGACAUCGCAGACUUUCGGGAAAAUCAAGAAUACAUAACAGUAUUAGUCUAUAAAAAUGAAGGAAGAAGAGUAUAUUAUCCACAUGAUCCGCCACCGUACGUUAAAGGUGUAAAAAUAAAUAGUCCACACUAUCUUUGCAAAAUAAAACUAGACACUCAAAGCGACACACGGUACACUCUAGUCGUUUCGCAAUAUGAAAAAACAAAUACAAUAUAUUACACCUUACGCGCGUAUGGCACAUGUCCGUUCACGUUACGCAAGAUGUCUACCUUUUACAAAUAUGAGAAAGAGAUUACUGAUGGUCAAUGGAACAGCGUUACAGCUGGCGGAUGCGUCAACCAUCCGACGUACCAAAAUAAUCCACGUUACCAAUUAUUGUUAGAAAGUUCAACUAAUGAGAACUAUCUGUUAAUUAUAUUAAAGGGUCCAAAACAAUAUCAAAUAGGAUUUGACGUUCUGUCGGUAGUAUUAAAUGAUCCCGAAGCGCCUGGAGCGUUUAAAAUGAAAGACUCUGGUCCAUUUAGGUCAGGGUUCAUCUAUCUCGAAUUGGACAAUGUACCAGCCGGAACAUAUAAUAUUAUUCCAUCAACGUACAGUCCCGGCCAGGAAGGCCCAUUUUUCUUAACAUGUAAAUCAUCUUGCAAACUGCAACUUCAACGGUUACAAUAACCGAAAUGAAUUCUAGCAUAAAUUAUUGUUUUUGUAUUUAACGAAGUUUUGAUGGUAUAUUAUAGAGCUGUGCAAAGCACAAUUUAUACACCAAUUAUAUAUUUAAAAAAAAGAUGUUAUUAAAUAUUUAUAUUUAUUAUUACAAUAUCUUGAAUAUAUACCAAAGUAUACAAGAUAAUGUCAUUAAUGGUGAAGUGAUUAAAUGACGAAAUACUAUAAAAUGUUUUUAUUUUAUAUUUUUGAAGUACAAAUUAGUAUUGAGACUAGACAACUACUGACUGUAUUAUGAAUAUUUUUGUGGCACUUUAUUUAUAAUUAGCAUUUAUUUUGUGUGGUAUCGUUUGGCACGUAUGCAGCUGAAUAUCAUUGAAUAUAGCUUCUCAAUAUUUCAAUAAACUAUUCAAUAUUCUUUGUACUGUUUUUAUGUACACACGAAGAAUGAGAGUGAAUUCGAAUGUUUUGCUUUAAUGAAUUAUGUCAAAUGAAUACUACGCGGAAUACAUAUUCUUUAAAAAUGCAGUGUGAAUACAAUAUCUAUUUUCAUAAAUGUAUUGUUAAUGUUUUCUAUGAGAUUUACAAAAGAAUGUUUCUCGCGUUUUUCUUGAUAUAUAUAUUUCACGUACUUCGCUGUAUUUUGCACCUAUUGUGUAGAAACAAUGUUCUUAAACAUUAAUUCUGAAUUGAUCAGAAUCAUUUCUUUUGAUUACAUCACUGUAUUACAUUAUCUUUGUAUUUGUUCAAACAGAGUCCAGUGUUUAAUAUCAUAUAUGCGUUAGAACGUAAGAUCUAAGGUGCUACUUAAACAAUUUAAUUUAUAUCUGUAUCUCGGAUAAAACAUUUGUAUGGUUGUGAUAUUUUCAUCGGUUUAUAUCUAUUGAUGUAAUCGUUCGUGAGUUACCGGUUACAGCUUGAAAUGUAAGCGAUUGAUUACACUUAUAAUUACUGCUAUUUAUAAUGUUAUUGUAUCGUUAAUAAUACAAUAAUAAUUGUAAAUAAAUAGUUGCGUGACCUGUAUGAAAUCAUGGUUUAUGAAAUAGGAAUUACAAUGAAACGUAAAUAUAUUUACAUAAUUGUUGACAGAUAAAUUAUAAAAAAAAAUUAUGAACAAUUAUACAAAUAAUAUACAGAAACUCAAUGUUAAUUUAAAAUGAAAUUGUUAAUAUAACUGCAUCGAGUGAAGCUGCUAAAAUGUAACAGUCGUCGAGACUGUGAAUUCUCGCCUUGUAACUGUGGUCUGGUUGCACGUAGAAGGCACUAUUGUCAAUAAUUUAGAUAAAUAUCAUUAUUAAAGACACAAAAGAUAUCAAAACGGCA
This is a messenger RNA of Megalopta genalis, 4232 nucleotides long. Its product is annotated as calpain-7. Gene Ontology annotation, molecular function: calcium-dependent cysteine-type endopeptidase activity. Gene Ontology annotation, biological process: proteolysis. NCBI's taxonomy places the organism in Eukaryota, Metazoa, Arthropoda, Insecta, Hymenoptera, Halictidae. The record is from RefSeq and is a predicted model, not a curated record.